CAAGAAUUAUUUUCAGGGUAAUUCACAUCUGGGACAGAACCAACGUGUAUUUGCAUAUUUAGUCUUUUAUGUUAUCUAACCAAAUGAAUUGCAGCAGUGUUUCAGCCUUGUGUGGCUUGGGUCACAUGCUGCUCUUCGUGUAGUGCUUGGGAGAAAACACUAAGGAGGACGUUAUUUACACUUUGAUAAGUUACAACAACGACAAUAAUCCUGUGGCUGAAUUUUUGCAGCUGGAAUCAACCAAUAAAAUCAUUAGAGAUCCCAAUUGAUUGACUGAUUAGUCUGUGGCACACAUCACAAGUAUGUGAUGAUCUCUGGGUUCAUUCUCAUCAGACUGAUGAUAAUAAUCUGAAUCCAGCAUCUCCUGAAGCCACCCCCCCUUUGCUCAGGACCCCUGGCGGUCCCCGGACCCCGGCUUGGGAACCACCGGGUUUGAGCCAUCCCACUCUGCAGGCUCCACGCUACCAUUGUCCGCCAAGUGAGCGGGCUAUUUGCAAAAUAAAGGUAGCCUCCUGUGCUGGUGCGAUGCGGGCAGCGGAGGGCAGUGAGCGGCUCUAGUGCAGCUCCGGCUUCUCGGCGCUCGGAUGCUGGAAGGUCUCGCAGAAACCGGAGCUCGAAGCGAAAGGAGAAGGGACGCGGAAGGAAGGGAGGAAGGGAGGAAGGAAGGAGGGAGGACUGGGGAGCUUUUAUAUACCAAAUCGGGACACAUGUUGAGCUAACGGACCGCUCCACCUCCCCCUUCUCCUCCCCAACGCGUUUGUUGCCUCCGUCGCCUUCCCGUUACUAAUUACUCCGCGCCAGGCUCGAACCAGCGGAUCCUCCUCCUCCUCCCGCUCCGACGGAGCCGGCUCGCCGCGUUGACGAUCAUGGAUCUCAGUAAAAUAGCCGUCAGCAUCAAUAAGGCCAUCAACACACAGGAGGUCGCUGUCAAAGAGAAGCAUGCCAGGACCUGCAUCCUGGGGACCCAUCACGAGAAGGGCGCCCACACCUUCUGGGCGGCCGUCAACAGGCUCCCCCUCUCCAGCAACGCCGUGCUCUGCUGGAAGUUCUGCCACGUCUUCCACAAGCUGCUGCGCGACGGACACCCAAACGUCAUAAAGGACUCCAUGAGGAACAAGGCGGACUUGACUGACAUGAGCAGGAUGUGGGGUCACCUGAGUGAAGGCUACGGGAAGCUGUGCAGCAUCUACCUCAAACUGCUCAUCACCAAAAUGGAGUUUCACAUCAAAAACCCCCGUUUCCCUGGCAACCUGCAGAUGUCAAACAGACAGCUAGACGAGGCGGGAGAGAACGACGUUAACAACUUCUUCCAGUUAACCGUGGAGAUGUUUGACUACCUGGAGUGUGAGCUCAACCUCUUCCUGGGUGUGUUCAGCUCCCUGGACAUGUCGCGGUCGGUGUCGGUGACGGCGGCGGGUCAGUGUCGCCUGGCGCCCCUCAUCCAGGUCAUCCUGGACUGCAGUCACCUCUACGACUACACCGUCAAGCUGCUGUUUAAGCUGCACUCCUGCCUCCCAGCAGACACUCUCCAGGGCCACAGGGACCGCUUCCAGGAGCAGUUUAAGAAGUUAAAGAGUCUGUUUUAUCGCUCCAGUAACUUGCAGUAUUUCAAGAGGCUGAUUCAGAUUCCACAGUUGCCUGAGAACCCUCCCAACUUCCUGCGUGCGUCAGCUCUGUCGGAGCACAUCAGCCCCGUGGUCGUGAUCCCCGCCGAGUCCUCCUCGCCCGAGUCGGAGCACGUGGUGGAGACGGACGACCUGGUGGACACCGACGUCCCCGUGUUGCCGGUGCCCGUGGAGACCAAGUUCGACGAUCUGUUCGGCACCACCGCCGCCGUGGACCCCUUCAACUUCAACAGCCAGAACGGCAUGCGCAAGGACGACAAAGACCGUCUGAUUGAACAGCUGACGAGGGAAAUCCAGGCCCUCAAGGACGAGCUGGAGUCUUUCAGACUAGAGAGCGGGCGGCUGUGUCAGGCCCUGAGGGGGCGUGUCAGCGAGCUGGAGGCGGAGCUCGCCGAGCAGAGCCACCUGCGGCUGCAGGCCGUGGGGGAGAGCGAGUUCCUGAAGGCCGAGCUGGACGACCUGCGGCGGGUCAGAGAGGACACGGAGAAGGAGCAGCGGAGCCUGACGGAGAUAGAGAGAAAAGCUCAGGCCAAUGAGCAGCGAUACACCAAACUGAAGGAGAAGUACACAGAGCUGGUUCAGAGUCAUGCAGACCUGCUGAGGAAGAACGCAGAGGUGACCCGGCAGAUGACGGUGGCUCAGGCGGCUCAGGACGAAGUGGAGGAGGUGAGGAGGGAGAUGCAGGAGAAGGCCAGGUGUGCCCAGGAGGCCGCGGAGCGACAGGAGAGGGAGCAGCUGGAGCAGCUCCAGGAGCUGCAGCGGGAGCUGACGUCGAGCCGCGCCGAGCUGGACUCCCUGAAGACCCACGUGGCCUCGUCGCAGCAGUCAAGCGAGCUGCUGAGCACACAAGUGGCGACCCUUGUGUCGGAGAAGGCCGAGCUGGAGGAGUCCUUGACCAAGGUGGAGGCGGAGCUGGCCGUCAGGGUGGAGGAGCUGGAGCAAGUCCAGUCAUCGCUGACCGCCGAGAGGGAGAGCGGGGUGAAGGUGGCAGAGGCCCUGCAGAAUCAGCUCAAUGAGAAGGAGAGCAGGGAACAGACACUGGAGAGUCAGCUGAUUGCAGCCCGCUGGUCCAGCCUGCAGGGAGCCGUGGAGGAGGCCGAGAAGAUUGUCCAGGACUCUCUGGCUCAGAUAGACGACCCGGCACACAUCAGCUGCACCAGCUCUGCAGACUUUCUAGCGUCCCGAUGUCAGGCCUCAUUGGACUGCAUGGACAGACUACAGAGUGCCAGACAGGCCUUCGUAGCAAACAGCACAGUGGUCUCUGAGCUGGUACGAGCCGUGACCCAGUGUGGCCACCUGGUGGGCGACACCAUUGUUCAAGGUAGUGCCACCUCCCACAUGGUCCCUGUGGAGCAAGCUGAUGCCCUGUCGGUCUGUGUGAAGACGUGCGGAGCUGAAGCUCUGGCUCUGCUGGGGCAGAUGAAGCAGCAGGACAGCCUGGCUGCAGCGGACGCCGGCAGGCUGAAGGCAGCGCUGGAGGCCAUAUUGGCCACUGCAGAGAAACUACGUCCUCGAGGUUUGGAGCUGCAGCAGGGGGAGCUGGGAGACCUUGUGGAGCAGGAAAUGGCUGCCACUUCCGCUGCUGUGGAGUCCGCAGCUGCCAGAAUAGAGGAAAUGCUCAACAAGUCUCGAGCCGUUGAUACCGGAGUCAAGAUGGAGGUCAAUGAGAGGAUCUUGGCCUCCUGCACGGAGCUGAUGCAAGCGAUCAAGGAGCUCGUGCUGUCGUCCAAAGACCUGCAAAGGGACAUUGUGGAGAGUGGCAGGGGGGCAGCAUCCAUGAAGGAAUUUUAUGCCAAGAAUUCCCGUUGGACUGAGGGUCUGAUCUCUGCCUCCAAAGCAGUGGGAUGGGGCGCAACAGUCAUGGUGGACGCCGCUGACCUGGUGGUGCAGGGCAAAGGGAAGUUUGAGGAGUUGAUGGUGUGUUCACAUGAAAUAGCCGCCAGCACAGCACAGCUGGUGGCUGCUUCCAAGGUGAAAGCAGACAAAGGCAGCUCCAACCUGCAGCGUCUGCAGCAGGCUUCCCGCGGCGUCACACAGGCCACUGCGGCAGUCGUGGCCUCCACCAAGUCUGGGAAGUCCCAGAUUGAGGAGACAGACACAAUGGACUUCUCCAGCAUGACCCUGACCCAGAUCAAACGACAAGAGAUGGAUGCACAGGUCCUGGUUCUGGAGCUGGAGACUCGCCUGCAGAAGGAGCGGGAGCGGCUCGGCGAGCUGAGGAAGAAGCACUAUGAACUGGCUGGGGUGGCGGAGGGUUGGGGCGAAGAAGAGGAGGGCACGGGUUGAGCGUCCGCUGCCCUCUGUCGUCCUCCUGCCUCCUGUUCAUACGCCCUCUCGUCCCUCCCCCCGUUGUCCUCUUCUCUGCUUCUGUCCGUUCGUCAUCUAAGCCAAAUAAAAGGUGCUUCUUUUUCUAAACCUGCUUCUUCUCCACCCGCGGCCGGAAGCUCCGAGCACCAAGGGCUCAUCGGCGACGUGUCGGUGGACGGCAGCAGUGGUCCGACUGCUCUGCAGCAGUAUUUAUUGUCGCCUUCGGUGUCCAUCUCCGGACUUGAGGAGUAAAAUGGUAGGAGAGACGAUGAUCCCCAGCCCCAAACUCCUGUCUCUGAGUCACAUUGUUCCACGCUGAGCGCUUGUGAGGCCGUGGGAGCCUCGUCCAUCGACCCGGUUUGAUGCUCUCCUCCUCCCUAGUUUCUUCCCAUUCUGUUCUCACAGUGAGUUCCAACCUUAUUAAGUCCACGCCGCUCCGCCCGCUGCCUCACCGGACGUUCUGCCUUUCGCUCUCCUCGCCGUUGUAUCGACCGUGACUGUUAACUCCGGCCGCCCCCCAUUUCAUGUCCGAUUUUUAAGACACUUCCACGGAAACUCCACGAGGUGCGGACGAGUCGAUGCAGGGAAAGAACAGCACAGUUUUUUGCCUCCCUGUGAGCUGUACGACUGCCAUCGGAGGUCAGAGGUGACGCCGCAUCGGGGACAAAGGUGUCCAGACACUAACAACAGCUCAUGUGCGUAAUCUCCCCUCUUUGACGGUUAAGAAGCACCCCCAAGAUCUGGGAUCUGCUACUGGGAUGAAAAAAUGUUUACGAGAAACAAAUACGUGGUUGUUAAAUGAAGGUAAAGAUUGAUUGAUGCAUAUGUUGCCACAAACCUGCCACAGCAGCAGCAUUAGAGGUGGAGCUGGGAUCCAGCGGUUCUCCUGGUGCACAUUAUUGUCCGGUGUUGCAGUAAACCAGACAGAGAAUGGAAAUGCUUCUAAACUUGGAUGAGCCUGAGAUUCGAAGGUUCCACCGCACAAACGUUUGUAUUACGACACUGCCUCUUCCAACUACCCACAGGACUCCUUUAAGCGCCUGCGUGGCCAGGACCACAGCGCCCUACACAGAUUGCAGUGUUUUCAAAUGCUUCGACAAGACCAAGUAACUGUGUAUAUAAGCGACAAGCCUUCUGUUGUCGGAAACAUUCUUGUGCUUUGUUUUAAUCUAAAAGCCCAUGGCGUCGUUUUUUGCAUCCCGUCAAUUAUGGAUUUGGCUUAAUUGACGCGGGGAUGCAAAAUGGGGCGCGUGAACACAAAACUAAUAUUAGUCCUUAUUUUUCUGUAAGAGGUUGUUAUUUAACAUUUCCUACUAAGACUGAUGAACUGACUGAAGCAGUGGACUGUGGGAAGGCCGACCAUGCCUUGGCGCAGGCCAUGAGAUGAACAGGCCUCCUGUAUUUCUCUCCUUUUGACGCUGAGGGUCAAGCUGCUUUUGGAGUCGAUCUUUCUCUUUGUCUUAACACAUUUCAUUUGAAUGCUUUUAGACGUGUAUCUCUAAAAAGCCGCGUCACAGGGGAAUCUAAACCCACGCUGGUGACGAGAAGUACAUAUUUGAUACACUGCGGCAGUUGUUUGCAGUACUGUUCACUCUUGACCUUUGUGCUCAGUAGUAAUAAUUUAGCCUUUUUUCUGUCACUUCUUUCACAAUGAGGCAAAACCGUAGCUGUUGCCAUUAAAAUAAUUGGAGCGUAGAACCACCUAGAUGCCAUGAAAUAAUACACACUUCGAUUUUGUGGUACUUCAAGGGUCUGGAAAUUGAACUUGAUCGCACCUUGACUGAUAUUUGGUUGUGUUUCUUGCCCAGAUAUUGUUCCUGGACUCCUCCUGUCCCCUGUCUGUCUCUGUCUCCUCUCUCUUGGCAUGUGUCUGUCGUCCAACCAGCUCAGCCAGCCUUUCAAACUGCCUCACACUGUAGUCCGAGAGAAUCGAAUACUCACAUAGCAACAUUGAAAUAUGUCUUUGUAUGAUAUACUAAAACUAUGUUGGUGGGUUUGUUUUUAUUUUUUCAGUUUUUGAAAUAAAUAUUUCAAGUCGUUAUUACAGACUAAAA
Molecule: messenger RNA, 5986 nt
Organism: Betta splendens (Siamese fighting fish)
Lineage: Eukaryota; Metazoa; Chordata; Actinopteri; Anabantiformes; Osphronemidae
Gene: hip1
Product: huntingtin interacting protein 1
Exons: 31
Coding region: 867-3911 (1014 amino acids)
Biological process (GO): clathrin coat assembly; endocytosis; actin filament organization
Cellular component (GO): actin cortical patch; extrinsic component of postsynaptic membrane; presynapse
Molecular function (GO): clathrin-cargo adaptor activity; actin filament binding; phosphatidylinositol-3,4-bisphosphate binding
Source: RefSeq, a predicted model, not a curated record